This is a messenger RNA of Phragmites australis (common reed), 3204 nucleotides long. Its product is annotated as pentatricopeptide repeat-containing protein At1g22960, mitochondrial-like. Gene Ontology annotation, molecular function: protein binding. The record is from RefSeq and is a predicted model, not a curated record. Bases 319 to 2463 code for a protein of 714 amino acids. NCBI's taxonomy places the organism in Eukaryota, Viridiplantae, Streptophyta, Magnoliopsida, Poales, Poaceae. The transcript has 2 exons.
UGGCCUUUCUUUCCUCCGAUCCCCCCCCCCCCACUCGAACCCGGCCGGCGCCCUCUCUCUUACCAGCCGCUGCCGCCGCCUCCCGCCGUCAACGCCGCCCGGGGUUCCACCGCCGCUUCCUGUCCAUAUCAGUCCAGCCCUCUCCUUCCGUCCUCUACACCAGGUCGGGGGCCGCCUCCUGCGGUGCCCUCGACCUCAUACGGCCGCCGGAAUCUGGUGUGGCGCCGCCGCCGCCGCAUUGGUGUAGGUAGCACUCCUCGCGGCCACCGCGCCUCAUUCAUGGAGAGGCGUCGCUGGGUUGUACUAGAACCUUAAUCCAUGCUAUUCAACAUCCCUUACUGCAAAUCACAAGCUCCUGUAGCCGCCGCCGCCGCCGCCGUAGCAACUCUCUCCAGCCUCCGCUUCUCCUCCUACUCGCGGGCGCUGAUCCCGCCGCUGCCCGAAGAGAACCCGUUCGCACUACUACUCACAUCUGAUCCCCCGCCACCGGAGCCUCUCCGCCAGGUGCUUGCCACGGGCGACGUCCACGCCGCGCUCCGCGGCCUCCCGGGCGUCGCGCGCCAGCUGUUCCGGUGGGCAGAGACCACCCCGUGUGGCUUCCCCCGCUCCGCCUCCGCGUUCGCCGCCGUCCUCGUCCCGCUCGCCCAAGCCAACCACAUCCGCGCCGCCUACCCCGUCUCCCUCCGCGCCCUCCACCUCGGCCUCCUCCUCCCACUCGUGUCCCUCCUCCUCUCCUCUUCCGUCUCUCCCUCCCACCGAUCCCUACUCAGCCUCCUCUUACGCUUGUCCACCAAGUUCUCGACGGAAUGCGAAGCUCACGACCCAGCGCCCACCACCUGUUCGAAAUUAUGCCUUUCCGCUUUCCGCGAGAUGGCACACCAUGGCGUGGCCCCUGACGUCAAGGACUGCAACCGCGUGCUUCGUGUGCUCCGUGACGCGGCCAGGUGGGAUGACAUUCGUGCUGUGCGUGCAGAGAUGCACCAGCUUGGAAUUGGGCCAAGCAUUGUCACGUACAAUACAUUGCUGGAUUCUUCCUUCAAGGAGGGAAGGAUGGAUGAGGUUCAAAAGCUGUUGAGGGAGAUGGAGACCCAGGGGGUUGGUUGCUUGCCGAAUGAUGUCACCUACAAUGUGGUGAUUAGUGGGUUGGCCAGGAAAGGUGAGCUGGAGAAGGCAGCGGAGCUGGUUGACAGGUUGCGGUUGUCCAAGAAAGCGUCAUCCUUCACUUAUAACCCACUUAUCACUGGGUUGCUCGCAAAGGGUUUUGUCAAAAAGGUUGAAGCUUUGCAGUUGGAGAUGGAGAAUGAAGGUAUUAUUCCUACAGUGGUGACAUACAAUGCAAUGAUUCAUGGGCUGCUUAAAAGUGGGCAGCUAGAGGCUGCACAGGUGAAAUUUGUGGAAAUGAGGGCAAUGGGAUUGCUGCCAGACUUGAUCACGUACAAUUCAUUGAUAAAUGGUUAUUGUAAGGCAAGCAAUUUAAAGGAAGCACUUUGGUUGCUUGGUGAUUUGAGGCGUGCAGGGUUAACACCGACAAUUUUGACGUAUAACAGUCUUAUAGAUGGUUGUUGUAGAUUAGGUGAUUUAGAGGAAGCUGAGAGAUUCAAAGAUCAAAUGGUACAGCAGGGUUGUUUGCCCGAUGUUUGUACAUAUACAAUUCUCAUGAAUGCUUCAUCUAAGGCGAGGAACCUUGAUAUGGUAAGAGAAUUCUUUGAUGAGAUGCUGAGCAAAGGUUUGCAGCCAGAUUGCUUUGCCUAUAAUACAAGGAUUUGCGCAGAGCUAACCCUAGGGGCUAUUUCCAACGCUUUCCAUUUGAGGGAAGUGAUGGAGUUGAAAGGAAUAUCUUCUGAUGUAGUUACAUACAAUAUUCUUAUUGAUGGACUUUCCAAGACUGGUAACCUGAAACAUGCCUAUGUGCUGUGCAUGAAGAUGGUCAGUGAUGGUUUACAGCCUGACCGUAUCACAUGCACCUGCUUGAUUCAUGCGCACUGUGAGAGAGGACUCCUAAGAGAAGCAAGGGAUAUUUUUGAUGACAUGGUCUCAAGUGGUUUAUCACCCUCAGCUGUGACCUACACUGUUUUUAUUCACACAUAUUGUAGAAGAGGAAAUCUUUAUUCAGCAUAUGGUUGGUUUCGGAAGAUGCUGGAGAAAGGAGUUGAACCUAAUGAAGUAACAUAUAAUGUGCUCAUACAUGCACUAUGCAGGAUGGGCAGAACUCACUUAGCUUAUCAUCAUUUUCAUGAGAUGCUGGAAAGGGGAUUAGCGCCAAACAAAUACACAUAUACUUUGUUGAUAGACGGGAACUGUAGAGAAGGCAACUGGGCGGAUGCAAUAAGAUUGUAUUUUGAAAUGCAUCAGAAUGGUAUUCAUCCAGAUUAUUGCACACACUAUGCCUUGUUUAAGGGAUUUGAUGAAGGCCACAUGCACCAUGCAAUUGAGUACUUGGAGAAUGUUGUUUUGGGUGAAUAGAUUGGUCUCUGUGAAAGAGUAUCUUAUUAGCCUUGCUUGGCGGUCUGAAGAUGAUAGAUGGAGUUUGGGGGCAAUUCCUUUCAAAAGAGGAAGAAAAGAAAAAGAGAGUUUGAGACAAUGUUCUCUGAGUUAAGCAGCUGGGUGCUUUCCAAACGAAUAGUUAAGCACACACAGGUCUUCCUCUUGCUGCUCAGGAGGGGAUAGAUGGAGUUUUGGGGGCAAUUUCGUUCAAAAGAAGGAAAAAAAGACAGUUUGGGAAAACAUUCUCUGAGUUAAGCUGCUGGGUGCUUUCCAAUCGAAUAGUUGAGCACAGACAGGUCUUCCUCUUGCUGCUGGAACCUCGUCACAAUUCUUUACUUGGUAUUAUACUCAUGGAGAUACAUUUUCUAAUGGAAACUGGGAGGUGGGGAUGUUCUCCAGUGUCUAAAAAAACUUUCAUGACACUAUUCUACCCCUUUUGUUCUUUGCUUUUGAUAAGGUGUAUUGGAAACCUGUCGGCCAUGCAUUCCAUAUACCUACUAUCUCAAAUGGUAAAUGACCGAGGGCCUUUGCGACUAAGCUUUCUUCAAUUAUACAUAGGAUUUCUUUUGGUAGAAACAUACCAAGAUUUUUGUGUCAUGAAUAAUUCUUGUAUCACCAUCAAUCUUGCCAUAGGCAUAAGUCACAUACACUGACCUGUCAGAUAUGUAACUGUGUUCUUGUUCUUUGGUUCAUUUAACGAGAAGCUUGUCUCUUUCUUAA